AUGAAGAGGAAACCUUCAUACAUUCCACAUGAGACUUUUACCUUUCUUGAGAACAGUCCACGACAAAUCACCAGACCAAGAAAUCAUUCAGGGACCACAUACGCAAAUUUUCCAAAAAGGAAUGCAGAUUGUCCAGUGUACUUAGGAAAUGCUAAUGGCAGACCAGAGAUGUACACUCAGGAAAAUGAUGUUCUGCAAAGAAAUACAAACCCAUCGAAUAGGUGCAAGCCAAGAAGACCUGCACUUAAGGACAUUUCAAAUGUUGCAACAAAUUUGGAAACUGAAUUCCAGAACUAUACUAGGCCUGGAGAACUUGAGUUCAGGAACAGUGUAGUUAGGCGAAGAAGCAGUAGAUUAGUAGCAUUUGAGAAUCUCAAUCAACGUAAUGAAGGCCUUGUACUAACAGAGGAUACUGUAGAUGUUGUUGCAGAAAAUGCUGAGGCACGGUAUAGGAAUCUAAGCUUUUGUUUUGACGGACCUUGUGACAUUGGCAGUGAAGUUAGUAUAGAUGAGUAUGAUAAUGGUGAUCAAACUUCAAAUACCUUAACAUUCAUUGAACCUGACCAUACAUCUAUGAAGGCGUACAAUGGUAAAGCCACACAAGUUGCAGGAUAUGUUGAUAUAGGGGAUCCUACAUUUAAAUGCCAAAGAUGUGGUGCACUAAUGUGGUUCAAUGAGAAAGUUGGAUCAAACAAGUAUGCUAGAAACCCAUCAUUCUCAAUGUACUGUCUUAAAGGAAAAGUUCAGCUUCCUCCUCUAGAUCAGUUUGUAAGAUUAUUUUUUGACAAGAAGACACCAUCUUCAAGAAACUUCCUCACAAAUAUAAGAACUUAUAACAAUAUGUUCUCCUUUACUUCUAUGGGUGGUAAAAUUGAUUACUCAAAGAACUCUGGUGGUGGUCCCUAUUCAUUUGUUUUGUCUGGCAUUAACUACCAUAGGAUUGGAAGUUUAUUACCUCCUAAAGGAUCAAAGCUGUUUACUCCCAACUGUACAUAUAUGAUACUGACAAUGAAGUAUGCAACCGUAUAUCUGCUCAAGCAUAUGAAAGAAUCAGCCAUUGAUAAUAAUAUUGUUGAUCAUAUCAAGAAAACCCUUGAUGAUGCCAACCUUUUAAGAGAUGUUAUAGUUCACAAGUUGUCAGGCUUGCCACAACGUAUUGAUGAAUUGCAUCCUUUCUAUCUUCCACUCCAAUACCCAAUAUUGUUUCCUAGAGGUGAGGAUGGUUAUCGUGACAAUAUAGAACAUCGUGAAGAGACUCUUUCUAAUACUAAGAAGAAAAGGCGGGUUAGUAUUAGAGAAAGCUCAAAGUUAUUAUGGGUCAGAACGCACCAGAAGGAACUUAGGGCAGAUUUGUAUCAGGGAUUGACAGAUGCGCUAUUAACUGGGAGAAAGAAGUCAUCGUCCAGGGGGAAGCGUUAUAAUCUUCCAUCUUCCUUCACUGGAGGGGCACGAUAUAUGGUUGGCAACUAUAAAGAUGCAAUGGCUAUUUGUAGAUGGGCAGGCCGGAUAUUGUGUAGGGUUUUCCAUAUAAAGCUUAAGGCUCUUAUGGAUACAAUCAAGAAGAAGAAGAUAUUUGGUACUGUUAUUGCAGACGUUCAUACGAUUGAAUUCCAAAAAAGAGGACUUCCACAUGCACACAUUUUGUUGUUCCUAGAUCAACGUGAUCAACCUAAAUAUCCGGAGGAUGUGGAUAGGGUAAUCUCUGCAGAAAUACCUAACUUGGAUGAAGAACCACAGUUGUAUGACUUAGUUAAGAGGAGGAGAGAUGAUGGGAGGACAAUUGAAGUCAAAGGCAUUCCUCUGGAUAACCGGUUUAUUGUGCCUUAUAACCCCACAUUGUUAUCUAUGUUUGAAGCUCAUAUUAAUGUUGAGAAGUGUAACCAGUCAUCUGCAAUCAAGCGGCCGAUUGAUGAGAUUCAACAGUAUUACAACUUUAGGUAUAUCUCAGCUUGUGAGGCAGCUUGGCGCAUAUUUGCCUUUGAUAUACACCACAGGUAUCCGGCUGUUGAAAGGUUAAGCUUCCAUUUACCUAACCAACAAUGUGUUGUUUAUUCUAAUGCUGAUGAUAUUGAGGACCUACUUAAUAAGCGCCGUGUCUGUGAGUCAAUGUUCCUUACUUGGAUGAAAAUGAAUCAUGAUAAUGAUUUAGCUAAAACUCUUACUUAUUCUGAGUUUCCACAAUAUUUUGUCUACCAAAGAAGCAAACGAUGUUGGAAAAUUAGACAGAAGGGAUUUGCCAUAGGAAGGAUUACUCAUGUGUCUCCUUCAUCUGGUGAACUUUACUAUCUACGAAUCCUCUUAACUAAGGUUAGAGGUCCUUCAUCAUUUGAAAAGAUUAGAACAGUGGAUGGUGUUGUGCAUUCCACUUUUAGAGCUACGUGCUUUGCUCUUGGAUUAUUACACGAUGAUAGUGAAUACAUAAAUGCCAUUAAGGAGGCGUCAGUUUGGGCAUCUGGGAGAUCAUUACGAAAGAU
Neltuma alba is the source of this 2474-nucleotide messenger RNA. RefSeq lists its product as uncharacterized. The annotation marks the transcript as partial. Lineage: Eukaryota; Viridiplantae; Streptophyta; Magnoliopsida; Fabales; Fabaceae. The record is from RefSeq and is a predicted model, not a curated record. The transcript is spliced from 13 exons.